This is a messenger RNA of Pyricularia oryzae 70-15, 1115 nucleotides long. RefSeq names its product ATP binding/alanine-tRNA ligase. Gene Ontology annotation, biological process: regulation of translational fidelity; tRNA aminoacylation. The record is from RefSeq and is a predicted model, not a curated record. Lineage: Eukaryota; Fungi; Ascomycota; Sordariomycetes; Magnaporthales; Pyriculariaceae. Bases 29 to 1063 code for a protein of 344 amino acids. Gene Ontology annotation, molecular function: ATP binding; Ser-tRNA(Ala) deacylase activity; aminoacyl-tRNA ligase activity. The transcript has a single exon.
UUAUAGGUUAUGUGUCAGAGGAGCUGUUAUGAUCCCUAGGGGUUUUCGGUCAUUCGUCUCAAGAAUACAAGCGAACAAACUUGGAGUCCUGUUCUCCUUAGGAAGAACAUACUCGAUCCGUCAGCAUCUAGCAACAAUGGCAGUCUCUAAUGAGCAAACCACAAGCCCGUUGCUGAGCUUCCCCAGCACCAAACUGCUCUUCCAUGCCGCUGAGCACCAACAAACAUACAAAAGCGAAUCCACCCUGGUGUCUGUUUUACCAGUCGCAAAACUCCCAGAAGAGGACAGGACGCUCUACAAAGGCGAUGCUACGUCUCUGUACGUGCUGAUCACCACCUCUACAAUAUUUCAUCCACAAGGUGGCGGCCAGCCAUCGGACGUUGGCACUGUCGCCCUUGCUUCUUCACUGGAAACAGCCAUCUUCAACGUAGACUCAGCACGGACGUCUGCUUCAAACCCCGGGCUGGUUCUGCAUUUUGGGACCUUCCAAGGCGAGGCCGGGGCCUCGAUUGAGUCUGGCUCAGUACUGAUCCAGACGGUUGAUGAGAAAACACGACAUCUCUAUUCCCGCCUGCACACAGCAGGCCAUGUCCUGGGGACAGCCACUCGUACCCUGCUCGAGGAUAAAAUCGAGGGGUUCGAUGAGUUGAAGGCAUCGCACUUUCCAGACUCUGCCGGAUGUGAGUUCAAGGGCGUAAUAGAAGGGAAGUGGAAAUCGGAUAUCCAACAGUCGGUGGAUGAUUUGGUCGACAAGGAUGCCGAGGUCAGGAUCGAGUGGUGGACCAAGUCGGACUUUAGAGAGCGCAAGCUGGAGCGCCUACUUCCAUCAGACGAAGUAUGGCAUGCGAUUGGCAUCUAUGUCGAUCAGGAUGGUCACGAUGUGCCGAGCGAGGACGUGAUUGACGACGAAAAGACUAGGAUAAGGGUUGUCAACAUUGUUGGAUCCGAAGUAUAUCCUUGUGGCGGAACGCAUGUGCCCACGACCAAGGCUUGUGGAAAGGUCACAGUCAGAAAGAUCGGUAGGCAAAAGGGUAUAAGCAGAAUCAGUUAUAAAGUGGACUAGACUAGAUUAGAAUAUUACUAGACCUAGAAGUAGAAAUAGAUACUUGACGACG